AAAUUGUGAACCAAAAUAUGCAGGAAUAUAUAUAACUGCCAGACCAACUCUGAACUCUGAUCUUCCUUCUCAAGCACACAUACACUUAUCCUAAAUCGGAAGAGAAUAAACAGAAAACUAACUAACAUCAUGCCGGCGACCGACAACCAAGGUUCGUUCCUGAACCGCAUAAUCAUCCGCCGCAAUUCCCAGGUGGUCUCUAUGGAAAACAACCACGAAGAACUCGACCUCGAACUCUUUCAGAAACACGUCGCCGACCGCUUCUCCGACCUCGACGCUCCCUCCGCCGCCGCCGAUCACGCCCCUCUCCUUUCCAUCUCCUGGUUCCGGAAGCUUCUCGACGUUUUGCUCCUCUGCGAGGCCGAGUUUAAAGCCGUCGUGCUCACCGGACGCGAUCCUUCUCACUUCUCCAAGCCGCCGCUGGACCGCCUGGUCCCCGACCUCCUCGACCGCUCCGUCAAAGCUCUCGACAUUUGUAACGCCGUCACUCACGGAAUCGAGCUCGUCCGCGGCUGGCAGAAGCUCGCGCAGAUCGCGGUAACGGCGUUAGAGCAGAAGCCGUUAGGGGACGGCGGCCUGCGACGCGCCAAAAAGGGGCUCAAUUCUCUGCUGACGUCAUUGGCGGGAGAAGAUAAGGAGAGUAAUAGUAGUAACGGUCACGCGAAAUUCUCGGAGCGGACCUGGUCGUUAAGCCGUCACGGCGGCGGCGCAACCGGCAAGGAAAAGACCGCCGAGAAUUUCCGGUCCGUGGCCAGGUCUUGGUCAGCCGCGAAACAGAUUCAAGCCAUGUCGUCCAAUCUGGUAGCGCCACGUGGGUGGGAGCCGGCGGGGCUGCCGGUUUACGUCAUGAGCACGGUUCUGGUGUUCGUGAUGUGGGCUUUAGUGGCGGCAAUCCCUUGUCAGGAGAGAAUUGGGCUUCCGGCCCAUUUAUCGACUCCCAGACAACUGGGCUGGGCCCAAUCCCUAAUUGGGCUUCAAGAGAAGAUUGGCGAGGAGUGGAAGAAGAAGGAGAAGAAAGGCACGUGUGGGUUGCUUGAAGAGGUUCAGAGGAUGGAGAAGGUGGCUCAGUCUCUGCUUAAGUUUACGGAGUCUAAUCAGUUCCCGUUGGAAGAGGAUAAGGCGGAAGAAGUGGCGGCGCAGGCGGCGGAGAUGGCGGAUAUUUGCCGGAAAAUGGAGGAGGGGCUGUUGCCAUUGCAGCAACAGGUGAGAGAGGUGUUUCACAGGAUCGCCAGGAGCAGGGCUGAAGUGCUUGAUGUUCUUGAUCAAGUUGGUAAAUAGUCAUCAGCUGUGUCAUAUUAAAACCACACCUAUUCACCUAAACUGAAAUGGUCUUUUUAGUUUUUAAUUUUUUUUAUUGGAUAUUCUUGGUUCUUUUGAUUUGUAAUCAACAAAGUCUGUCUCUUAGUAUAUCCAUUUUGAGAAUUUUUUUUUUUCAA
Molecule: messenger RNA, 1436 nt
Organism: Ipomoea triloba (trilobed morning glory)
Lineage: Eukaryota; Viridiplantae; Streptophyta; Magnoliopsida; Solanales; Convolvulaceae
Exons: 1
Coding region: 130-1278 (382 amino acids)
Source: RefSeq, a predicted model, not a curated record